UCAUGGUAUUGCUGCAGGCUGCCUCUGGAUAAUAUCGAGCCUGAGUAUGACAUGCUCUGUGGGUGAGAUUUGUGGCUUGAGGCCAAGAGCAGCCAACACACAGCCUGAUUUUGGCCACCUAGUAUCAUGUUUUGCUCUCCCCAGGACAUUCCGCAACCCAUCGGUUGAGGACCGUCAGGUCAUCCACCGACCUGCAAUGUUACCCAUUUCGCUUGAAUCACGAUUUCCUUUGGCUUUGUUCCCACCGUACCACGAUCCACAAUAUCUGCUCUCUAUUGACUACUGUCCCGUCAAGCUUUCGUACAGAAAAGAUAUCGUCUUGAGCUGAAUGAGCUCCAGAUGGAUCAUGUCUUCUUCCGACAAAUAUCAGGUGUGACCCACUGGACCUAUUUCUUCGCAAGAGUUGGCGCUAAUACUGGGUC
This is a messenger RNA of Colletotrichum acutatum, 422 nucleotides long. RefSeq lists its product as uncharacterized. The transcript has a single exon. NCBI's taxonomy places the organism in Eukaryota, Fungi, Ascomycota, Sordariomycetes, Glomerellales, Glomerellaceae. Bases 47 to 328 code for a protein of 93 amino acids. The record is from RefSeq and is a predicted model, not a curated record.